This is a messenger RNA of Eublepharis macularius, 1381 nucleotides long. RefSeq lists its product as uncharacterized. NCBI's taxonomy places the organism in Eukaryota, Metazoa, Chordata, Lepidosauria, Squamata, Eublepharidae. The record is from RefSeq and is a predicted model, not a curated record. Bases 251 to 1030 code for a protein of 259 amino acids. The transcript has 5 exons.
AAAAGCUUUGAGACAGGAGUACAAGAGGGUCGCAGCACACAAUGGAAGAUCGGGAAAUGCCCCUGCAACAUGCCCUUUCUAUGCACAGCUUGCAAGAAUUUUCAGAGGGGAUGCAAGCAUACGGCCACAAAGGGUGGCAAGAAGUCUUAACCUGCAGUCGGUGAGCAAUGCCGACCCCUUGGGGGAAGAUCUGUCGAACCAUGGCGUUCCCGCUCCAUGGGAGGGAUCAGAGGAACUAUUCACACAUCCAAUGGUCACUCUACAUCUUCAGGCGGUCCCCGCUUCCACUCCCAAUGAUUCAGGGCUGGCGCAGGUUUCAGCGGAGAAGGGCUCUGUGAAAGGAGAGGGGGACUUCACCUUGAUCAGCAAUGUGCAAGGUUCUUCCACGGAACAAGAAACAUCAAUCGGAGAAGCACCCCCCAUGGCCAUGACCGAUCCAGAGGAUGAAAAUGCCACAGAUGAUCCAGAUUUAACUCAGGUAGAGGAGUUCCCGGAGGUGACAGGACAGGGCGCAGAGGAUCCGCAAGGAGAUCUGAACAAUCCACCAGCAGUGGAACAACCGCAGGUCCCCACGGCACAACUGUCUCCAGCUACGCGCUUAGAAAAGGCGCGCACCAGAACCAGGCGCGUCUCUGUCCUCACCAACGUUGCAGAGAGAAUGCUAUCUCAGGCACAGAGGGAGGAACAGAACAACAGAAAGGAACGUGGAGAAAUUCUGGAGGCAACCAGCCAUUGGCAUGCAGCCAUGGAAUCAGAGACAAGAUGGCACGAGGACAUUAUCAGGGAGGCAAGAGAGGAUCGUAGGGCUUUUAUUGAGGCACAGUCACAAAAUAUGGAGGGGCUUAAUAGGGCUGUUGGUGCCCUCAGCUCCUUGACUGAACUCUUUGUCAGGGAGCAAAGAGCAGGCCCGGUUGCAGAAACUUCACAAAAUGCCAACAGCAAAACACGCGAUAACGAUCAUGAUAAGGCACCACUAAGAAAAAGGGCUCGGAUCAUUAAAAAGAGAGAAAGAUAUGAUCCAUCCCUCUGAGCCCCACAUGUUUUUCCGGUGCAGCAUUUGGGUUAGAGUCUGCAUAUCACAUGUAUCAUUGCUGUUGAAAUUAUGUUUGUCACAGCUGUAAUUGUGUUUUUCGAUGUUGGCGAGGGGUUGACAAUGGCCAUUAAAAAAAAUUGGAUUUUGUUACGCACCGCAAACCAGGUGCGGUUUGCCAGAUCUAUUUUUUGACCACGGUUGUUUGAAAUGUUGACCCACGGGAGAAACUUCACAGUUUUAAAUUUGUUUUUUAUUCUUUUCAAAACUUGAAAGAUUACAUGUGAGGCAUCAUAUGGACACUUAACUAACAUGCAUGUUAAAUAAAUCUUUUCUACAUCUCCUUAAACC